Molecule: messenger RNA, 4098 nt
Organism: Solea solea (common sole)
Lineage: Eukaryota; Metazoa; Chordata; Actinopteri; Pleuronectiformes; Soleidae
Gene: rinl
Product: Ras and Rab interactor-like
Exons: 11
Coding region: 287-2650 (787 amino acids)
Biological process (GO): vesicle-mediated transport
Cellular component (GO): cytosol; endocytic vesicle
Molecular function (GO): small GTPase binding; guanyl-nucleotide exchange factor activity
Source: RefSeq, a predicted model, not a curated record
UAACCACAUGCACUGAAGAUGCAGCCCUGACAGUUUGACUUCAGCUUCAGAGGAAAACUGAAAGUGCAUUCAAUGCCAGCAUAAGGAAGCUGCUUGGAUUUUAAAAUACAACAUUCUGAGUAGAAUGUGCAUCUGAGGAGCAUUGAAUCUUCCUACUUUUCUAUUUUGACCUCUUGUGCAACAUUUAAUGCUGUGAAGAAAGGAAGAGCUCAUCAGAAGAUUGCAACAUGUGGAGAAAUGUGUUAAUAAUGUAGAGAAGAGCGAGAACCAGCCCUAACACAUACACAUGUCUGUGUCCAGGGCAGUUCACAGUCCAGUUAAUGGGACCACAGCCAUCCCAUGGAGGAACAGCAGGAGGAGGCUGUCACUGCUGGAGCAGCUGAGAGGCUGUCAGAGGGCCUGGUGCCCCGCGGCACCAUGGGAUAGAGAGGAGGCCCACGCUGCCCUCUGUGGAACUCCUGCAGGGAGUUUCCUUGUUGUGCGUGAUUGUAGAACAUCUCUGUCCAGCCUGCUGUUGUGUGUGUCUGCUGGAGGAGACAAUGACACCGUCCUAGAUUAUCACAUCACAACCAAAGACACAGUUUUCCAGCUGUCUGAGUCUCUUCUGUCCUUCUCUGACUUGUCUCAGCUGGUGCUCUUCUACUCUCUGACAAGGGAUGUGUUGGCCAUGUGUCUGUCACUUCCUCAGUGGAUCCACAGUGUAACCGACAAGCACAGAGAUCGUCUCAGUCCACUCGAACCCAGAAUGUGGCUCAGCUCAACGUCGGAUCAAGAGGCAGUUGAAUUGCCCCACAGGGUGCCAAGCACUGUCAUGUGCUCCAUACAGUUAACGUCCACCAAUGGGGCCCUGUGUAUCAUCAAUCCCCUGUACGUACAUGAGCAUGGAGAUGAUUGGCUGACCCACAGACAGAUAACGAGACAGUGCACCACACAGUCAUCAAGAUACAGACAAGAGCGUCGCCUCAGCACCACGCGUCCAUGGUCGGGGGCGGGGUUGCGGUCUGUGUCACUGGACCAACAAUCCUGUUCUGCCAGGGAGGAGAGUUCUGGUCUAACCAGAGCAAAGUCAGCUGAUUCACCACAUCAACACCCUUCAACACCCACUACGCCAGCUUCUCCAGCAGGAGUCAUCCUCAGGAGAGUGAGCCGCUCUUCUGCCUGUAGCCCCCAACACAGAGUCAGUACAGGAACCCUGUCUUCAUCUGCGCCCUCCUCACCUGAUAGUUUAAAUCCUGGGGCUCCUGACCUGCAGCACCAUGGCAGCCCCUGGCCUCAGCCUCCUCACAGGGUGUCCUGGAUUGAAGACGGUGUCUGGCUUCCUCCACCCAGGCCCUACUCUACGCUCCUGCUGCCGUCUCUAGAGCUUGACUCACUGUCAGUCAGCAGCACAGAGGAAGAGCUGGAGUCCCCGAUGCCAAGCCCCACAAUCCACCUCCCCUCAGCACACCGUCUAGCUGACAAGGUCAUGCAUCGGCUCUCCGCAGUCGGACAGGCACUGGGCGGGUUGGUCAGUCAGAAGAAAAGACUAAGCAACCGCGUGAAAGAGCUGAGCGAGCGGAAAGGCGGCAUUUUCGCAGAGGCUGUGAAAGCAUUCGUGGAGACGACUCAGAAAAGAGGAGCUGAUCCCACAGGGGUCACAGGGUCAGAGUUCUUACAGGAAGUGAGGUCGUCACUCACAUCACUGAGGGAGACAUUGUUGGACUAUUCAGAAAUCCAAGCAUUACUGGACAGCAUGACAGAUCUGAGUGACCAGGAGAUAGAUUCAUUGGUGGAGCUCUGCAUCCACAAAGUGGCUCUGAAGCCCGUCUCCACCCACCUGUACUCCUGCAUUCAUGCGUUCCGCACUGAUGACGGCAGCUUCGAGUGUCUCCAGAGGAAACUGCCUGUGCUGGAGAAGAACGGGGUGGAGGAGCUGGGAGGGUCAGAGGGAGUUGGAGUUCCUGACUCUGUCAGCCUGGAGCGGAUUCAGCAGAGGUGGACUACAAUGCAUGAGGCCUACUCCCCAAACAAGAAGGUUCAGAUUUUGCUGAAGGUCUGCAAGAGCAUCUAUCACGGCAUGAGUGUCAAUGCAAGCUCAGGUACAGUAUUUGGAGCUGAUGAUUUCCUGCCCUGCCUGACAUGGGUGCUGCUGCGUAGUGAUGUGGUCACAUUGCAGGUGGACACGGAUUACAUGAUGGAACUGCUGGACCCCACACAGCUACAGGGAGAAGGUGGCUACUACCUUACAACCCUAUACGCCUCGCUCUACUACAUCAGCAGCUUUCGCCCACGACUGGCAGCUCGUCAGCUCAGUGUCGAGGCCCAAGACUCUCUGAAUCAAUGGCACCGCAGACGCACCCUGCACUGUAACCAGUCCCGUCGCAGCAAGCUUCGACGGACUAUUCGGAGGCAGACGUGUCGGGAGAUGGAAUCGCAGGACUCGUGCACAGGGACUGCGCGUGAAGAGGACAGUGGAAAAGAACAUUAUUGUGUUGAUGCAGAUGAGUCAGCGCAGCAGAGAGAAAGGAGUGCAGAGACUCUACCGCAACUGAAAGAGGAACCAAGCAGGGAACAUGAAGAUGAGGACCAAUCACUGACGUCUUCUCCUGCAUCAGACUGUCACCAGCAAGAGUCAACAGGAAGCCAACAGGAAGACAGGCAGUCUGUGUGAAGACAGUAGGGUGGAUCAUCAUGGAGAGAGGAAGUGUUACACAGGGUUAUUUUAUUCCACUUGCAUUUGCAUGUGGAUUACUUUUCAAUAAAAUGAUCUUAAAGCUUUUAGACUGGUGCCGUCAUAGUCAACCCAGAUCUUUAAAAUAACUUCAGCUGUUCACCUCGACAGACGUAUAUGCAAGACAUUACAGAAAUCAGAUAUGUUCAAAAAAAAGUUGGAGAUCUGUACCUUUACAUUUUUGUGUGGAUUUAAAGUGUGCAUGAACUCUGACAGGUCCAGCACCAGUAGGGUUGCCAACUGGCCCGUAUAUUAUCCCGUUUAUUGACUGCGACGCUGAUCUAACCACUGAAUGAUACAACAACGACAGCAGCAGUGCUGAUCGCGACACCUGUCAUCAUCCAAUCACAGUGUGAGCUACAUCUUAUACUUUAUUAAUCCCCUUAGGGAAAUUAUUUCUCUGCAUUUGACCCAUCCUAGAUUUAGGAGCAGUGAGCUGCCACACUGAGUAGCGCUCGGGGAGAAAUGGGGGUUGGGUACCUUGCUCAGGGGUACCCCAGCCCUUUUGACCCCACCAGGUCAAAAGGGCUGAGGUACCCUUUCCACUUGGCCACGGGCUGAUGAUGACAGGUGCCGUCACACCUCGUGUCAGUUGGCCACACAGAUGGUGCACAUUCUGAGUCACUGCUAUUUUAUCCCUCUGCAAAACUGCUAUCAUUAUGACAAAUGCCUUAAAAUAAUACAGUGUGUAACCGAGAUAAAGGCGUCUACACUGGGUACGUAAAUAAACAAUCAAAGGACACGAAUGGCCGGUGUUGACGCCAACAGCGUCUCACUUUUAUUCCACUUCCUUUUUUUUUUUUUCAUGUAAAACAACCCUACUUCCCGGCAACAACAACCGCGUCACUUCCGGUCUACCCUUCACAAUAAAACUACACAUCAGGUAUGAGAAACAAUACCUGACAAACUCUACUAAGAGCUGCCAUAAUAAAAAAAUAUGUUACACACUGUUUAUUCACACAAAACCAUACUCGUCACCUUUUGUCCCUUAUAGUGACAAGGUUGGCAACCCUAAGCACCAGCUCUUUUGCCACAUCUCAGGCUGCCGACACGACAGUUCAUACAAAACACAUCAAGUGACAUCCUGAGCUGUAGAAUCGCCUCAACUUAAAUAAUGCAGCAUCCUCAUGAACAGGGUAACAACAGGAAUGACAAAACUGGUUUAUAACCAACUAACAUAAACUUAUUGUAUGAAAGGGGAUUUAUGAGAAGCAAAAUAAUUUCAGUGGGUAAAACUCCUGCUGUAUAAAAUACAUCACAAUUAGUGUUCCCCUCAUAGUUAAUGAUGAAGUGAUUUAUAUUUGAUAACUGAUCACCUUGAUUGGUUCCUAACAGUUUGCUCUGCAUUAAUUCACCUGAGAAUAAACAUCAACAUGGACUUGGAAUCA